UAACAUAAUGUUUUGUAUUUUUAUUUGAAAAAAAAAACUGUUUUAAAAAGAGAUAAUAGUCAUAAGUGUUUUUAAUCUAAAAAGUUAUCAAACAAAUAUUGCAUUUAAAGAUGAUGAUUAUUUCAAAUAGUUUUUCAAAUAAUAUUAAAAAAAAUUUGAACAAUGAGUAAAAAAUUUGGAGAAGACUCAACUGCAAUGGAGGUUGUGGAAGGCAUUAGUUUGAAAGGUUAUGAGGUAAUUGUUACUGGUGGAAAUUCUGGAGUUGGUGUUGAAACUCUGAGAGCGUUAGCAAAAGCUGGUGCUAGAUGUAUUCUUUGUACAAGAGAUUUGGAAAAAGGACACCAAGUUGCUAAAGAACUAAUUGCUUCUACUGGCAACAAUCAAAUCGAAGUGGAGCUACUCGAAUUAGACUCGUUAGAAAGUGUAGAUUGUUUUGUGCAAAGAUUUCUUGCCAAAAACAGACCGUUAAAUAUUUUGGUUAAUAAUGCUGGAGUUUUGGCAUGUCCUAUAUCUUACACUAAAAAUGGAUUUGAGACUCAAUUUGGUGUCAAUCAUAUGGGACAUUUUGCUUUGACCAUUGGACUUUUACCUGCGUUAAAAGAGGGUGCUAAACUUAUGAGUAAUAAAUCUAGAGUAAUCAAUGUCAGUUCAACAGCGCAUGCGUUUCAGAACGUUGAUUUCAAUGACAUACAUUUUACAAAAGGAAGGAAGUAUGAAACGGUUAUAUCAUAUGGACAAUCAAAAACAUGCAAUUGUUUGUUUUCAUUGGCCUUGACAAAAAGGUUUUUUAAGGAUGGUAUUGCUUCAAACUCAGUUAUGCCUGGAUUUAUAAUGACCAAAAUUUGGAGACAUACAAGUAAAGAGUUACUAAUUGAAAAAGGACUGAUUGAUGCUAACGGUAAAUCGUUAAUAAAAAUGAAAUCAAUAGAGGCGGGAGCCUCAACCUCAGUUUGGGCUGCAGUAUCUCCAGAAUUAGAAGGAAAAUCUGGACUGUAUUUAGAGAACUGUUCAAUUGGCAAGGAAGAACUAGAUAUCGAAAAGAUAUGCGCAGAGAUUUUCGGUUAUGCACCGUAUAUUAUGGAUGAUGAAGCUGCUGAUAAACUUUGAAACAUUUCAGAAGAAUUAUUGAAAAAAAGAUCCAUUUAACAGCAUUGGUUUUGUCUAAUAGCUUUUAUUUAUAUUCAAAUUUCUUUUUAUAAUUAAAAAUAAAAAGUAAAUAAAAUGUAAAUAUUA
Hydra vulgaris (swiftwater hydra) is the source of this 1233-nucleotide messenger RNA. Its product is annotated as retinol dehydrogenase 12. The record is from RefSeq and is a predicted model, not a curated record. Lineage: Eukaryota; Metazoa; Cnidaria; Hydrozoa; Anthoathecata; Hydridae.